This is a messenger RNA of Aspergillus ruber CBS 135680, 2780 nucleotides long. RefSeq lists its product as uncharacterized. Bases 147 to 2696 code for a protein of 849 amino acids. NCBI's taxonomy places the organism in Eukaryota, Fungi, Ascomycota, Eurotiomycetes, Eurotiales, Aspergillaceae. The transcript has a single exon. Gene Ontology annotation, molecular function: protein binding. Gene Ontology annotation, cellular component: NuA4 histone acetyltransferase complex. The record is from RefSeq and is a predicted model, not a curated record.
UUACAUCGCCCAUUAAUUUGUCUCUUUUGCAUCUCCAUAUUUUGAAACCGUCCAAAUUUCCCUUUUUUGAUAUAACCAAAUUCCUCACCGUGGCCCCCAUCCCCAAGCUCUCUUCCCCCAGUGGCCGACCGGGCGGGCAAUGGGGGAUGCCUCCUCUGUCGGCGUACACGCCUUUUGAAUCGCUCCUCUUCUUCCAGUCCCUCGCUUCUCACGAUUCGUGUCCUUCCAAUUUCAUCUCCAUCUCCGAUCUUCUCCGCAAUAACCCUUUUGUUCGCCAGAAUGUUGCUUACGAUGCCGACCGUCUAUCUCCGGAGGCUCUCGAGGACCUCUAUACGACCUUGAUGCAGGAUGGCCUGGAGACCGCUGCGACCGGGCCAAAUGGUCACGCUACCGACCCCUCCACAAACCUUAAGAAGCGCAAGAUCUCCAGUCCUCGACCAGAUGGUUUGGUAGAUGGCGUCGCACGCCAUUCCUACAUAGUCCCCGAACUAGUCGCACACCUCUACGCCAAGUACAAGGAGCUUGUUACGAGGGAGAUCAGGCAGGAGGAAAAGCGCUACCGGGAGAUCAGAGAUGACAUUGAGCGGAUACACAGGGAGGAACAGCAAUCUCCGCCGGUCCCCGUUCAGCCGCCUCAGGCCCAAGUGCCCGCUGGUGGUCCGGAGCCGAUGGAUGUGGAUGUCAAAGAGGAAGAGAAACAAGUCCAACGACCGGUUGUGGAAGUCCCAGGACAAAUUCCGACCACUCAUAUCGAACAGCAGCAAUCACCCCAAUUACCACCACAGCCCAGACAGCCGAACAUCCCCCAACGACAUCCAUCGGCCCAGGAACCGUCUACCGCGCAGCGACCAUCUGUACAACAGCCCCAACAAGGCCAGCCUUUGCCGGAUCCGGUGCCACAGUUGCAACAACUACCGCAGCCGCCGCAGCCUGUUUCGCAUGCGCAAACGGUUCAUCCGCCUCCAGCACCGCAUAUCAAUGGGAAAUCACCUGUUCCACCCCAACCGCCUGCUAUUACACCUCGCAAUCCUCCGAAUCAAUUACCUCCCACAUCUCAUAUUCCCCCAGGAGCCAGCACCAACCCAUCUCAGCCUGCGGCACCAGCCGUGCAAGGCCCCAAUGGAUUAAAUGUGCCAGGCGCCACUUUCGCAACCCCUUCUGUUCCUACUCCAACCCCACAAAAAACCGCUCAACAGAGUACCCCUACUGCUACACACGCCAGAGCUCCUUCCCAACUCCCCCCUCAACCCGCAUCUGGCUUUCAACAAUGGCCGCUGAACGCGCCUACUCAUACGCCGCAAACUCCCUUCCCUCCCCAUGGAACUCCUCAGUAUCCGAACACAAAUGCUGCUAGAAGACCAGUUCCAACACCCCUUCAGCAAAUACCACAGACCGAACCUGGGAAACCGUAUCCACGAAUCUUUUCGCCAGCAUUACCGACAACACCCGGACCUCGUACCCAAGUUCAAACGCCUCUUACUGGCCCCCUUGGUGGUUUCGAGACACCCCGCGCUGCUUCAUUUUCAGACUCGCGCAGUUUCCACCAACACCGACUAUCAAUUGAUACAUCUGGCUCCGCCACGCCCUGGAAGAGACCUCCCCGUUUGAGCAUCCUACAGUCUCCCGGGUCGCCUGACCGGCCGCGACCAGAGGAUGUGAGUCCAAUCAGUGAAAGGGCGCCGUCACCCGAGUUUUCGGAACCAGCACACCGUCGGAGAACGCGGCCAGUAGAAGACAAGAAGGCAACCAAGACAGAAAGGUUCACACUAUCUGGCCGAAAGAGGCGUGAUGAGAGCACACCGUCGUCAAGGAGCCGGGGGCGUUCGAGAUCCGUAUCACAGGUCAAAGUUAAGCAUGAGAUGCCCAGCACCCCAGCGGGUGUGCCAGAUGCUGUCGAGGCAGAGCCACGUGGUAUUGCUGGACGGAAAUCUCAAGAUGAGCGUUUAGGAAGAGGUCGCCCCAAACGCAAGCGUGAUACGAGUGAGCCAGGAGAACUGGAGAGUUUCCACGCCGAAAUUAGUCGCCUGGACUCGUCGCAGGCUGGCCAGUACGUCUUGAGCGCACGUAACUUUCCGAGAACCGGAGCGCCCAUCAUGAACGAUGUCACGAUGCACAAGCACGCCUCAAUCUUCACCAAGCCAUUGACGGAACGAGAUGCGCCAGGCUAUCGAGAUCUCAUAUACCGGCCGCAGGACCUAAAAUCGAUCAAGUCCUUGAUCCAUCAGGGAAGCAAGGCUGUAAACGCUGCUACAGAAGCUGCCAGUACGCCUGCCGCAGACGGGGAGUCGCCAGCUCCGUCGGGGACGCCUUCAAAGAAUGCAGUGCUUAUGUUACCCAAGACAGAGGAUGUCAUCCCUCCAAAGGCGGUGGUCAAUUCAGCUCAGCUUGAGAAGGAGUUGAUCCGCAUGUUCGCGAACGCCAUCAUGUUCAACCCGGUUCCUGAACGCGGGUUUGGUCCGGGGUUUCCCAUGAUUAGCGAGAGUGGAUCUAGAGAAAGCACCCAGGUUCCUGAAGCAGAUGAAGGAGGCAUUAUUAAAGAUACCGUGGAGAUGUUUGAAGAUGUUGAGCAGGCGGUCACCCGAUGGCGUGCAGCGGAACGGACCGCGGAUGAAUUGGCCAGCAAGAGCAUCCUUUCGCUUCGCAGAGCGAGUGACCCUAAUAACCCGGACGGUGUGGAUGAUGCGAAGGAACCAUGACCAUGUCGGGCUUUGUGACGAGUUAAGAUCUUAUGUAGUAAUAUUGUCUAUUCACUGUUGUAUUAUGCGGACAGACAUUGAAGA